This is a messenger RNA of Scheffersomyces amazonensis, 1334 nucleotides long. RefSeq names its product S8 family peptidase. NCBI's taxonomy places the organism in Eukaryota, Fungi, Ascomycota, Pichiomycetes, Serinales, Debaryomycetaceae. The coding region runs from base 1 to 1191 and encodes 396 amino acids. Gene Ontology annotation, biological process: proteolysis. Gene Ontology annotation, molecular function: serine-type endopeptidase activity. The transcript has a single exon. The record is from RefSeq and is a predicted model, not a curated record.
AUGAAGUUAAGUUCCCUAAUAAUUUACAUAGUACUUCUAGUAGGAGGUCAAGUGGUAGAAGGUUCAGUACCUUACUUGGUAUCUUUAAAGCCUUCAGAAUCCUUACAAUCAUUUUUAGCCUAUGAUAUCUUAUAUCCUAAGACUCAAAGAGUUAAAGCGCUUAUAAGUAAUACAUUUAGUAUUGGUAAUUUCAGCGGAUUUUCAGGAAAUUUUUCUAAAACAGUAAUUGAAAGAUUGAAAAAGUGUCCAUUAGUUUCAGAAAUAACUCCUGAUAUUCAAAUUAAAGCAUUAGAAAUUAAUGUACAAGAGGAUGCUCCAAGACAUUUAGCACGAAUAUCUAGAAGGAAGAAAUUAAAACUGGGAACUUAUUUUGAAUAUCAGUAUAAUUCUAAAGCUCAAGGUCAAGGAGUUAAUGCAUAUGUAUUAGAUUCAGGAAUUAAAGUUAAUCAUCCUGAUUUACAAGGUCGAGCAAUAUUUGGAGCUGAUUUUACUAAAGAAGGUUCAGGAGAUAGUAAUGGACAUGGAACUCAUGUGGCAGGUAUUAUUGGAUCAGAAACUUAUGGAGUUGCCAAACAAGUAACAAUAAUUGAAGUUAAAGUAUUAGAUAGUUCAGGAUCAGGAUCAUUAAGUACAAUAAUAUCGGCUUUAGAAUUUGCAGUUAAUCAUAGGAUGAGAAGUGGUAAACCAGGAGUUGCCAAUCUUUCAUUAGGAGCAUAUAAAAAUCUGGUAUUAAACCGAGCCGUUAAUGAAGCAUUUAAUACUGGAUUAGUUGUUGUUGUUGCAGCAGGGAAUUCUAAUAUUAAUGCAUGUAUAUCAAGUCCAGCAAGUGCAGAAACUGCCAUUACAGUUGGAGCAAUUGAUGAUUAUAGUGAUACAUUAGCAUCAUUUACAAAUUGGGGAGAAUGCGUAGAUAUUUUUGCUAGUGGAGUUUAUGUUGCAAGUCUUGGAUUAAAUGAUGAUCCACAAUAUCUGUCAGGAACAUCAAUGGCAUCACCAGCUGUUGCAGGAUUAGUUGCUAAUUUAUUAAGUCAAGGAGUUAAUGUAUCACAAGUUAAAUCUAAAUUAAUUAGUAUGGCAAUUAAAGAUAAGAUUCCAAGAACUUCAUUAUUAUUAAGACAAAAGACUCCCAAUAGAAUAGCAUAUAAUGGGAUUGAAGAGUAUGAUUCAGAUAGUGAAACUGAUGAAGAUUAGGUGUAAGUAGAAUAAGUGUAGAGUAUUAGUAUGAAUAGAGUAGUAGUAUAGUGAAUGGCGUAGAAUAGAGUAUAGUAGCAGUAGUAACAGUAGUAGCAGUAGUAACAGUAGUAGCAGUAGUAGCAAUAGUAAGUAUAGUAACA